GUUUUAUUGAAAUGGUUCGCCCCACUAUCGUCCUUAAUAUGGCCAAGCGAGUGCCACUCAUCAACUUCCGCAAGGGCGGCGGUGGAGCGGCGCCUGGCGCCCAGUCCGCAAACCAGCAGGCAAGUUCCGAGCCAGCAGGAGGCAAAAAGUUGGCUGGCGGUCCCGCCAUCGAGGAUUACGAAUUGCCUGCCCGCUUCGCUCGCAAGCCCAUCGACCCGGAGGAGGCGGAGUACAUCAACAACGGUGGACCACCGAAAUAAACUAUUAGUGUCGUGUCCCGUUCGGAAAAAAAAUCGUGUUGAAACUCAUGUCACCGCUGACUUAGCAAUCGCCGCCACAUCCAUAUAUCACGCAUGUUUAACGUAAAUUAUACAAACCAGAAUUAAACUACAACAAAACCGA
Messenger RNA from Drosophila serrata, 402 nucleotides. RefSeq lists its product as uncharacterized. Gene Ontology annotation, biological process: 2-oxoglutarate metabolic process. NCBI's taxonomy places the organism in Eukaryota, Metazoa, Arthropoda, Insecta, Diptera, Drosophilidae. The record is from RefSeq and is a predicted model, not a curated record.